This is a messenger RNA of Tyto alba (common barn owl), 767 nucleotides long. RefSeq names its product chromosome unknown C10orf143 homolog (gene CUNH10orf143). Lineage: Eukaryota; Metazoa; Chordata; Aves; Strigiformes; Tytonidae. The record is from RefSeq and is a predicted model, not a curated record. The transcript is spliced from 5 exons. The coding region runs from base 190 to 507 and encodes 105 amino acids.
UCUAAUCGCCCGCGCAAUAAACGCGCAGCUGCUGCGUAAAACGGGUGCGCGGCACGGCCAUGACGUCACGCCUGCGCACUCCCGGAGCCGGGGGCGGCCUCUCGCCCCGCUCCGCCCCCCUCCGGGGCCGUCAGGCGGCGGCUCCCGCCCGGGCCGCGGGAGUUACGCGGGGUGCGGAGCGCAGCCGCCAUGGCCGCCGUGCCGCUGCCUGCGCGGGGGCGGCGGGGGACCCUGCGCGCGCACGAGCCGGAGCCGGGAGAGCCGGAGCGCAAGCGAGCAUGCAAGCCGUUAGAAACCAUUCCAAACGAGGCUGAUGCUCGCCUCAUUGACUGUGCCAUGGAGCUGGAUUCUAAACAGAAAAUCUCCACUGACUGUGGUCCUUGGGCUACAAAAACAAAGCAAAAUUCAACGAUUUUUGAAAACCACGGAAGCAGAGGUACUGCCCAGCCUUGCCCAAGAUGUAUUGCUGGAGAAUCUGGACACUUCAGUCAUAUCCUGGGCUUCUAGAAAUCGAGAGGCGGCAGAUCAGCAACACUGCUUUUCUAUGUAAAUCCUAAAGAUGCACCUGUGAGCCCUGUACAGCUGGAUCUCUGUACAUUCACUCACGGCGUGGAUUUGUCUGUGGUAUUCGGCAUAUGGCACUUUGCUAGGAACGGGAGCUUGGCUGGUUAGCGUUGUACGUACACCUCGUAUGCAAAGGUAAACGGGUGAAGACGAGAAUCCGUCCUGCUUUGAUGUCUGAAGUAUCAGGAGCAAAGGUGGAAGGG